Messenger RNA from Carassius gibelio (silver crucian carp), 3222 nucleotides. RefSeq names its product nuclear transport factor 2. Gene Ontology annotation, cellular component: nuclear pore central transport channel. Lineage: Eukaryota; Metazoa; Chordata; Actinopteri; Cypriniformes; Cyprinidae. The coding region runs from base 1198 to 1581 and encodes 127 amino acids. Gene Ontology annotation, biological process: protein import into nucleus. The record is from RefSeq and is a predicted model, not a curated record. The transcript is spliced from 5 exons.
UUUUUACUCUGGCCUUUGUAUGUGGCAGAGAGACAGCCCUUGUAUCUUACCGUCGGCGUUGUCAAUAUGCGCGCGCACACACACACACCCGCUCGCUGCUAGUGCAAGCACAAAAGUAGUCCCGGCCCCCUGGUCAUCUCUCGUCCAACACUGUUGUCACUCCUCCUUUUUUCCCUAUGGAGCUCCUCCGUAGGACUCGAGACCGAUGAGUUGUGCAGCUGUCGCUCAUUAUUAUCAAUCACUUCACCGGCCUUGAAUUUUCUCUUCUUCUUUUUUUUGCACAGUCUAAAAAGAGUAUGCCAGACCUACAUUUCGCAUCUUGUUGUAUGUCAUAUACGUGACAAAUAAAACUCAUCACAAGUAUAAACAGAAUAUAUACAUAAACACAUGGCAAAUUCUCUAAAUUUCCGCAUUAUAAAGUAAAUUAAAUUUUUUUGACUGAAUUCUGUGAUUCCGUCAGCAUUUUCAGGCCCUACUAAUGUAGCAAACCAGUAUGAUAAGCUUAUUGUGAGAGUAAAAGAUGGGGACAUUGUUUAUUUACUUUUUAGCAUUGUGCCUCACCAACUAGGUGACAACAUAGCGUUAAAUCACCAUUCAAUGGAACACGUUUUAUGGUGGGGUUUCCCUGGUACAAUUGCAUUCCAGGGACUAAAUAUUACAUUAUUGGGCUCACUUCAAUCCGCGGCAACAGUGAUAAAGUAGCCCAGUUCUGCGGGAAAACCACAGACUUGGCCACACUCUUGUCACUACAGUGACUUGGGUUGCCAGUGGCAAACAAUGGAGCAUGCUCUGCUGGAUAAACGAAGUAGGCUAAUUACACCUUUUACAAGCAUUUUAUCUGUGUUUUAUGUUCUGUAAAAAAAAAGAAAAGAAAAGUAUUGGUGGCAUAUCUUGGGGCAUAUACAUCAGUGCAGAUAGACCCACGAUAUUGACCGAUAAAAUCGUCAAAACAAUAAAUCGGUCAGGCUCUAGUAAUUAGCUAAUGAGGUGGAUUUACUUAUUGUAGAAUUAACAAAAGUUAUCAUAAGCAUUGUAAUAUUUGAAGGGGAUGUCAUGACAAAUGUUAGUAGACUGGAAGAUGAGUGGUUCAUUCAUAAAUUCGUAAGAUCUUACCUUCAUGCUGUGGAAAUACAAUCUGGAAGACAGAAGACAACAAACUCAGCACUGAAAAGAGUGCCUGUAGCAGGGUGAAUCAGGAUGGGAGACAAGCCGAUUUGGGAACAAAUAGGAUCCAGCUUUGUGCAACAUUACUAUCAGCUGUUUGACACAGACAGGACUCAACUUGGAUCGAUAUAUAUUGAUGCGUCAUGCCUUACGUGGGAGGGUCAGCAAUUCCAGGGAAAAGCGGCGAUUGUCGAAAAGCUUUCUAGCCUGCCCUUCACAAAAAUAGCUCACAGCAUCACAGCACAAGAUCAUCAGCCCACCCCUGAUAGCUGCAUAUUGAGUAUGGUAGUAGGACAACUAAAAGCAGAUGAUGACCCCAUCAUGGGAUUCCAUCAGAGCUUCAUCCUGAAGAACAUUAAUGAGGCGUGGGUUUGCACCAAUGACAUGUUCCGCCUGGCGCUGCACAAUUUUGGUUAAACGCCCCAUGGCUAGCAGGAAGGAAGUGUGGGAAGGUGGAGGAUGGGGUUCCACUGAACCUGUCAAUCAGCCCUUCAUUCAUCACAACCAAGAGAAACGCCAGUGGAUUACAGCAGUCAAUCACAGAAAACAUGCAGGCAUAUACAGUACUGCCUCUACUCCAGAAAUGACAUGUUUCUUUGCUGAAAGCCAACACAUCCAUCAAACUGACCCUUUUCCUUCGCCAACCUGCAUGAUGAUGGGGAGCUUAAAUAUCAGAGGACGCCUUGACCAGGACAAAUACAUAUUAACCUAACCUCAGCUGUUUGAUAUUUACAUUUUAGUUGCUGAUUUUGACUUUGAAAUAACAACCGUCUUACUGUCUUUCUUUGCUUUAAUACAAAGUGUGUUCAGCUCAUUUUUAGAAUAUGCUCAUUGAAGUUUAAUCUCUUUUUGUUUUCGCCUCUUGAAAUUUGGUGUGAUGUCAGGUUGCUCUAGCUGUCCAAAGACCACCACAUUAAUUUCCCCUUCCCCUCAGACCAGUGUGCUUCCCACUUUCUGCUCACUGCUCUCUGUGACAAUAAUUUCCAAGCCACACAAUAAAACCUUUGACCUUUUUCUUAACACCGUCAUCAUCUUGUUCAUCCCCUGUCUGGUUUUGCGUCUACCAUCCCCCCCCCCUUUUCUAUGCUUGGCUUUUUGUGUUUUUGAUACUGCCUCAUAUGAGAUUCUCACAAUAAGAUAAUAGAUUUAUUUGAGCUGAGAAGAAAACAAUGCAGCUGUUAUUUCUCUUUUUACAGGUGGCCAGUGUUUCCUGAAGCAGCUGUUUAGACUUAAAAAACAUAAUGGUAGAACAUUGCUUUUAUUAGCAAGGGAUUACGUCUUUAUUUAGCAAAUUUUUUCCUAACCAAAAAAAAAAGUAGAAUCAGAAGUGGACAUUCUUGUUAAAAAAUAGCAAAAAUUGUAAGUGUCCGCCAAUUAUGCCACAUAAAUAAAACAAGUUUUGCUAAGGUUAAGAAAUCGAGUUAGUAUCGAGAGAAAAAACUAAUUCUGGUUUAGUUCUGAAAUUUUAAUUCCCCCGUUUUCCAUUGAUUCAAAUCUUGAAGAUGUGGGAUGUGAUGUUUCAUAAGCUUGUAUGAAUGUAAAAGUCAUCGAGUUUGUAGUGUGGCCAAAGCUGUUAUUACCUUCCAUAUUUAGGAUUAUACUUUGACAUUUUCAAUACAAGAAUCACAGACACAAUGACUGAAACAUGACUAGUUGUGUUGGGUUUUAUUUCCACAAAAUGUUUACACUAAAGGAGUUAUGUUAAUUGUUUAGGAUUAGAAAAUCAUAUUCACAAAAUAUGAAGGCCAUUGUGAUGGUACAGAUAUUUUAGAAAGAUGUCUUCUGCAUUGUAGCGUUUUGCACUGGAAUAUCUAGACAGAUCUUAAAGUCAGUAUAAUGAGUCACAUUCUUGCAUUAUAGUUUUGCUGGAAUACAUGUAUUGUACACGUACUUCACACCUACUUGACCCUCCAGAUGUCCACUUUCUCUGUGGUUUAAGGGGAAGAGCAAAAGAAGACUUGAUUUUCACGACAAAAGCAACAGUGAAACAACGUGAAUACAGUAAGAUACUACUUCAGCAGCUUACAUGUAUGUGAAAAUAAAGGAGAUCAAAGUAAA